This is a messenger RNA of Caenorhabditis briggsae, 375 nucleotides long. Lineage: Eukaryota; Metazoa; Nematoda; Chromadorea; Rhabditida; Rhabditidae. The record is from RefSeq and is a predicted model, not a curated record. Bases 1 to 375 code for a protein of 124 amino acids. The transcript is spliced from 2 exons.
AUGGAUUGCCUUUGUUUUGGAUGGAAUUCAAAGAAACAGAAGACGUUGGAAAAUGAAGAAAUUGAAGACGACGUUGAAGAGAAGAUUCAGAAGAAACCAAAGAAAAAGAAUACGUCUUCAUGCCUUCUACGUCUUCACAUUUCACUUCUGAAUUCGCUUCAAAAAUGGAUCGACCGGAAUAUCGAUGAGCGACGGGCGUCAAGGAAUACACAGAAUUUUGUGAAUACCGUCGAGUGUUUAGGACACAAAACACAAGUGCUCGAUGAGCAAAAGCAGAAAGAAGAACACAUGGGAAUUAACAAUCUAAAAGAAGAAUCAAGAAGUAAGCCAUCAUCUGCCCAUCAUCAGGCAGCGGAGGUACCUAGAUUAAAAUAG